Amaranthus tricolor (Joseph's coat) is the source of this 534-nucleotide messenger RNA. RefSeq lists its product as uncharacterized. NCBI's taxonomy places the organism in Eukaryota, Viridiplantae, Streptophyta, Magnoliopsida, Caryophyllales, Amaranthaceae. The record is from RefSeq and is a predicted model, not a curated record. Bases 1 to 534 code for a protein of 177 amino acids. The transcript has a single exon.
AUGGCUCGUCCAUUUCCCUCUCUUUCUACACAAAACCUCCAUAAUUCCCUACCUUUAUCCGUGGGUAUUUUCUUAUCGAUUUUCGCCCUCGUAGCGCUUUGUGCAAAAGGUAGUUCAAAAUCUCGUACAAAAUCUCCGACGAGUAAGUUCGAUAACGACCUUUAUGCGCAAGAAGGCCCUAAAAACAACAUUGCUUCACCAAUGCAUUACAAGACGCCGCCUAGAUCGCCAUUGGCAACUCCUAAGAAAUUGUUGGCAAAUAUUACCAAUAUAAAAUCUCAUAUAGUGCAAACUCAAAAUGACAGAAGCAAUAAUUUUAAAUUAGAACAUGGAAACCAUAAUUUGGUUGUUAAUGAAGAAAAAGAUGGGUUUGGUGAAGGUGGAUUAUGGCAGAAAAAUAUUCUUAUGGGAGAAAAAUGUCAACCUCUAGAAUUUUCUGGAGUUAUUUAUUAUGAUAAUUAUGGAAAUAAAGUUUCUCAAAUUCCAAGAUCUCCAAGAGCUAGUGCAGUUAGUUUACAAGGGAGUAUGUUGUAA